Molecule: messenger RNA, 3850 nt
Organism: Bolinopsis microptera
Lineage: Eukaryota; Metazoa; Ctenophora; Tentaculata; Lobata; Bolinopsidae
Exons: 24
Coding region: 28-3447 (1139 amino acids)
Cellular component (GO): voltage-gated calcium channel complex
Molecular function (GO): voltage-gated calcium channel activity
Source: RefSeq, a predicted model, not a curated record
CUGGUCGACUUUGCAGUACUAGUUCUGAUGUCAUAUCUGGCACCUGCUGCCCCCUCAAAGGGAGCUAGUGACCUCCUGCAGUUCUCUAUCGACGCUUACACUAACCUUCAGAAGAAGAUGGACAACGAGGGCCAGUUCAGUGACUUCAAAGAUGCUUUUCGAAACAUUCAGUACGAAGAUUACAAGCAAGAAGGGAGGCUUGUAGCUAUAACCAAUAAGACAGGGCUCCUCCUUCAGCAACUCUCCAAACUAGUCUCCCUCACUGCUAAGAAGGCGGAGGAAGCGUUUUAUAUGACUCCUCCCGAUCCCAAUGUUACGUUCUAUGACGGUGAUCUGAUCCACCACGUUAUCCGCGGGAAUGCACGUGAACAACCCAACCUUAACUUUACUGGAAAGAAGGAGGACUUACCUUUAUCUGAGAGGGAUGAUCCGAGGUUUGGGGUAAAGAUAAACCCGUCAACGAGUGUGGUAAGAGUUGCAGUUGAUGUGUACAAGGGAGACUCCAGUGUGAAACAUGACAUUAAGAUGACUGCAAGACUUCAGAACCUCUACAAGAAACACUUUAACUUGUCUGAUGAGUUUCUGUUCCAGUACUUUGGUACCCCGAAUGGUGUAACAAGGAUGUACCCUGCUCAUCAUCUACCUGAGUUCAGAUACACUUACAGAGGAACUAGGGAUUACUACGAUCCAAGGGAGCGACACUGGUACAUAGAAGCAAUAUCACCGCCGAAAGAUGUUCUUUUCUUGGUCGACUUUUCCGGAAGCAUGGAUGGUAUUGCGCAGAGCAUAGCAAAAAAUCUGGUUAAAGUUCUCUUUAACCACUUACCAUCGUACGACUUCCUUAACAUAAUUGCGGUUAACAAGGACCCCUUCAUGCCUUCUGAUUGUUUUAAUUCAACCCUCGAAAAAGGAACAAAAGAAAUAAAAGAUAACUUGAAACAGUCCCUAGAUAAAGUGCAAAUAUACGGAAGAGCUAACUUUACUGCGGCAAUAGACCUAGCUUUCAAGGUGUUGAAGAGGUCUGAGAAAGCAGGUAAGACUAAUGGCUGCUCCAGAACCCUGGUUGUGAUAGGGGACGGUGAUGUAGGGAGUCAGAUAAGGGAAGUGUUUGAUGACAGAAACAAGGAGUUCAGUGCUACUGGUAAUCCUGUUAAAGUCAUCGUGUUUAGAACUACAACCACUAUGGAGAGAAACGAUCUGUAUAAGGUCGAAGAGCAGAGUAUAAUAGAGUUUGCUUGUGGAAAUGGUGGAGAAUACGUCAAACUCUCAGAUAACACUGACAUCUACAGUGCUGUAAGGAACUUUACUGACUUCUUCCUGCCGGAGUCUGUCCAUUAUGACGAGCUGAAUGGUAACCAACUACAACCGCUGUGGACACAUGUUUAUAAAAGUUACAGUAACCUGAGCCCUGCAGCCUCUCUAGUACAACCUGUCUUGGUAUCAAACGACUACAACUUCUACAGUUACCAUAAUAAAGGUGAAGAGUACACUGGUAAAAUAAUAACAAGACUGGAGAGGGAGAGAGUUCGGACCUCUCCAAAUUCUUCUUCUAAACUUCUAGGCGUUGUAGGGGUAGACUUCCCCAUAUUCGAGGACUUUGUGAAAGAUAAGAUACUAAGUAACUAUGUGAGAGUGAUAACCAGUAGAGGAGAGCACGUGAUAACACAUCCUGAUAUUACGGGUACUACCCGACAGUUCGAGUAUCAGCAGGUGGAAAGAGGACCCGACAAGGAGAAGAUAAGGGACAUGCAGGAGUCACACGGUGCGGGGACUGUCAAAUACACGGGGCUACAGGUCUUCCUAACCUCUAAACAUAACCCUAUAGGGAGGGAGAUACUAGUGGACACUGUUUAUAAGGUAAAGCCGAUGAUAGGGUCCCCGUUCACAGUUGGGUUGUCCCUUCCAGUCCGGCUAGACUAUCAAUACACCUUUUUCUCUCAAUCUGAUAUUGACCUAGGGAGGAUGGUACUGGAAACAAGCGAGAGUAAUAUUAUCUUCAGGAGCUUUAGGAAAAAGAAGUGUCAGGGUGUCUUACAGUACUUGAGAGACGAGUCGCAGAAGAGGUUGUUAGGUGAGAUGAUACUGACGGAGCUCCAGAAGCUAUCAAGUUCAGAUGAGAUCAGAUCCUCCCUACUCUGCCUAUACGAUCUGUACCUUCCUAGUCUUAUGGAGGGGUUUGCUAUGAAAAACAUAUUGAACUACUGGAAAUACGCUAUGGACCCAAAUGGACCAAAGAUUUUUUUCCAUUCUUCAACUGGAAAUAUCUUUGUCACUCCUCAAAUGACGGGAAACCCGCGAGAAACAACAGACGUGCAGGAGGAACACCAGUUUGUAAAGAUGACCUCCUCGGAUCCGGUGGAAGUGUUAUACCUCUCACUCCCCUCCUACUCCUCGGAUGAGGGGACUCUGCUGUUCAAUCUGAGUAGGAGGAUACCCCUACCUGACCAACAACACAGACCCGAUCAGAGGAGGGUGGCGGGGAUGUUGACCUAUCAGAUCUCCCACUCCGUCCUUCAGAACUCUCUGUGGGGUUACCACCUCACCAACGCCCUUAACUCCCCACAAGACGCUCUCUACGCUCUGGAUGAGCAUGGUUUCGUUGUAUUCGUGCUUACGCAGGAAGACAGCGAGAUACAACUGAAGAGUAUUGCUGAGUUCCUGGAGAGUUCUAAUCACCAUGACAACAUGAGUUACAGCUACAGGGACCACGUGUUCUUCGGGCAGAUCCAACCUGUCAUGAUGGAAGCACUUGUUGAACGUGGCAUUUACAAACGGCACACGUUAGACAAAUGCAAAGAGAGAUGUACAGAUGAGCUCUGUAGUCGUUACAAUCCUACCGGUAGCUCCCCCAGGAUCUCUAGUCUCUUUUCUACUAUCUGGUUCCUCUUUCAGCAGCUGAUGACGAAGUUACUGUUGAAACAGGGCCCUGAACCAGUAUCUGCAGCUAUGAAUUAUUGCAGAAGUGGAGCUGAGUCAUAUGGCACGUGUUGCGCGGCGUCAUAUGACAUGUGCUGCACGGCUCAUCACCUCUACACCAGGGACCUGCUGUUCACUAGCUCUGCCUCUUUUAGUUGCGACUUCAGGAGAUCCUCUGGGUUGUGCAACAGCAGACCUGUAUUAGUACAGCCGGUGGAAGGUUCCAACCUGCUGUUCGUGUUAGAUCCCGAUAAGAAGGGGAGAUGCGUGGCGUCCUCUAAACUGGCGAGAUCUGAUCCAACUUGUCAGGAUCACGUGAUACCUAUGCUUAUUAACAGAGAUCCGAGCUUGCAGAGUAACCUCAGUGUUUGUAACUUUGCGUAUUCGUCGCCCCAGCAACGUGUUAUCUCACCAACUUGUCUGAAGAGCAGGGCUGACCACGAGUGUAGUGGAACUCAUGGACAUUUUACCUGGACUUCAUGGCUUCUUACUUUCACUUUCACUUUUACUUUCACUUUCAGCUGGGACUGAUUUGUUAAGAUUCAGCCUCAUGUUUUAUAUGGGAUUAUUAUUAUUAUCGGGCUGUAUAUACAGUUGAAUUCUCGGCGAUUUAGUUAUUGUACAAUAAAUAUGUUUUUUAUACAAUAUUGAUUUAGAGAUAGUUAUAAAGUUAUGUGACAGCUUGCCUACACACUUUUGUAUAACAGAAUAUUAUCAGAAUUGUGUAUUACUAUUAUAGCAUAUAAAAAUUUAAUAUUUAUCACUGAUACUGUUACAGUAUUAGCCUAUUGUUUCUGGCAAAGAUGGUAGCUGCAGACUGCGGAUAUGGCCGUCAAGAGACCAAAUAAAAUCCCAACUAUACAAUAUAUAUAUGUUAAUUUAUUUGAUUUAAUUGAAUAUUUUAUUAUAUACACUGUGGUUGCCACUCCUUUUU